Molecule: messenger RNA, 2777 nt
Organism: Centrocercus urophasianus (Greater sage-grouse)
Lineage: Eukaryota; Metazoa; Chordata; Aves; Galliformes; Phasianidae
Gene: FOXI1
Product: forkhead box I1
Exons: 2
Coding region: 543-1670 (375 amino acids)
Biological process (GO): regulation of transcription by RNA polymerase II; cell differentiation; anatomical structure morphogenesis
Molecular function (GO): RNA polymerase II cis-regulatory region sequence-specific DNA binding; DNA-binding transcription factor activity, RNA polymerase II-specific
Source: RefSeq, a predicted model, not a curated record
UUUUCUUUCCCUUUUCUUUCCCUUUUCUUUCCCCUUUCCUUUCUUUUUUCUUUUCUUUUCUUUUAAAGUAUGCCUGCUGUUUCACUGACAAAUGACAAUAGGUUUUGCUCUAUGAAGUGUUACCAGCAAGAGAACAAAACUGCUUUUAUUUAAAAAGAAACAAAAACUACAUGCUAAAUCUUUGGUGUAAAAGGUAAAAAGAGGUGGAUGUCUGAUUAGGGGUUGUAACUUCAAGGUACCUUAGGCUUUCUUUAUGUGCAUCACAUUAGUGGAAAAUUCCUUUGUUCAUUUUAGAAGAUAAACAGUUGUAAAUUUCACGUUUGGUUGAUGUAACAUCAAUGACUGGCUGGGACUGCCAGCAUUCCAAAAGGGAUAUCAUCCUAAUCUGCAGCCACUCAGGGCCAUGGGGCGGAGCCUGCAGUCCAAGCCAAAACACUUACAGGUGCAUAAGUAAGUAGGGAAGGGCACAGGUGAUGCACCUGUCUCAGGAAAGGAGCACUAGCACAGGUGUGUCAUAACUUAUCAGCUGCCUGUGUUAGAGCAUGAGCUCCUUUGAUCCACAAACGCACUCUCCACCACGCUGCAGCCCACAAUUUCCAAAUAUUGGUCAAGAGCCUCCAGAAAUGAAUAUCUACUAUGAGAACUUCUUCCAUCCACAGAAUAUUCCCAGUCCGCAGCGACCGAGCACCUUUGAGGCAACGGACUACAACAGCACACCCAAUCCUUACCUCUGGCUAAACGGACCUUCCAUUACUCCACCACCGUAUCUCCCGGGAUCCAAUGCCAGUCCCUUCAUUCCUCAGUCUUAUGGGAUGCAAAGGCAGCUCCUGCCUAACAUGCACGGCUUGGGAGGAACUGAUCUUGGCUGGCUUCCUCUUCCAUCCCAAGAAGAGCUUAUGAAGUUGGUUAGACCACCUUACUCCUACUCUGCACUUAUUGCCAUGGCUAUCCAUGGAGCACCAGAAAAGAGGUUGACUCUCAGUCAGAUCUACCAGUACGUGGCUGACAACUUCCCAUUUUACAACAAAAGCAAAGCUGGCUGGCAGAACUCAAUUCGGCACAACUUGUCUCUCAACGAUUGCUUCAAGAAGGUGCCUAGAGAUGAAGAUGAUCCAGGAAAAGGGAAUUACUGGACUCUGGACCCAAACUGUGAGAAGAUGUUUGACAAUGGCAACUUUCGCAGGAAGAGGAAAAGGAAAUCAGAUAUUGGGGCUAGUUCUGCCCAUCUUACAUCUGAGAAAUCCGAGGACAGUGCCUUGACUGGCAGCCCCAAAGCUGUAGAGCAUCAGGAUCUUUUGGAAAACUCAUCAUCUGGGACUGACAAUCCACCCGAUAAAGGAUCUCCGCCUCCAUCUUCCAGCAGUCCGUGCCUUAGUAAUUUCAUUUCCAGUAUGACUGCAUACGUUAACGGCUCUAAUUCAGUGGGCCGCUCAGUGCCAUUGGGACUCAAUGCUGAACCCACUGACAAAAUGGGACAGAAUAUGGUAGGCUUAAAUUCCUACUCUCCACUCUCUAAUGUCCCCAGUCAUGGUGUGGGAGAGUGGUCCAAUUCUAUGCCUCCCAGUCACCUCGGCUAUAGCAACUCAGUGCUCAACCAGUUUAACAGCCAUUUUUACAGCAGUAUCAGCACAAAUAACACUCUGUUUUCCAGGGAGGGGACGGAGGUUUAAAUAAGAGAUCUUAAGACAUCAAAAUAUAGCUAUUUAUGAGAGGGAGUGACCGGUGGGUGGAUGAUUACUCUUAGUCUGUUAUCUCUAGGACCUGCAUUGUGUCCUACCUUCUGACAGCCCCAAACGUUUUAGCUGUUACCCUUACUCAAGUCACAAGCACUCCACAUUUGGCAGCUCCAUAUAAACAUGGAGGGAUUUUAACAGCAAGAAUAGUGAAGAGGUCUGCUGGAGGUUGUGUCUGUACUGCUGCCAACCAUGGCCCCUAUGGAGAUCCUUGAGAGGAAUUACUGUUCACCUUAGGAAUGUAACCUUCUGGCAAGGUACUAACUUUGCCAUGAUGCUUUUAAAGCACUAAUAUGUAUUUGGCUACAUCUGUAAAUUACCUCUCUUGCUUAUACAGGCUGUCUGUACUAGAGAUUCUUGGUAUGUUCUUAUUUGGACAAAGCUAUUCCGAGACACUGAAGGAUCUACAGCAAAAACAACUACAUAGUGAGUAAUAACUAGCAGGGAUGAGUGAAUGCCCUCUUUAAAUUUCUCUAACACUAGAGCAUACGUUGCCUCAACUCUGAUGCUGUUUCACCCCUAAGGGGAAUGUGGUUGUGAAGCAGGCUAGCAUAAUCAAGGACACAACAUUCAUUUUGAAACUGAAACAAAGCAUAACAAAACAUGGAGUUGCCUUCUGCUGGUGCAAUCGGAUCUUUGUGUUUCAAAUUCUGAGUACAGGGUCAAAUUUUGUGGAAAACGUCUCUGUACUACGUAUUUCCUUUCUUUUUGUAACAAAGUCCAUGCAAUUGUUUUGUCAUUGUGUAAAUACUAGGAAUAAUUCUUAUUUUUUUAUAUUCUACUGUAACCACAAACAAAAAUUAAAAUAAAUGAAGUUUUUUCAAACCAAUAAUUGAAUCAAGUUUCAUACUUAUGUAAAAUAAUACCUCAGACUGUAGAGCCUGCAACAUAUGCAAGCACCACGUUUUACUGGUAUUUACUUUUACACUGCUGUGCACUGAUCAGACUUCCAGAAUGAUGGAAAACAUAUUAAUGCACUGUAAUAGCUACUGCUUUGUCUUGAUUUCUUUUUUUUUUUUUAACUCUGGAUGGAUACAGUUUUGU